ACAGCUAUCGAUAAAGAAAUUUGAAUUUCGUCCGUCUCUAAAUAUUUUGGUUAAUCGAAACGCGCACGUGUUCUUGCGUUCAAUAUUAAUAAUAUUUGAAAAUGGGAUUUGGUAAACCUCGUGGCGGCGGUGGCGGCGGCGGUAGAGGAUUUGGAGGAGGCGGUGGCGGACGAGGAUUUGGAGGAGGUGGUGGUGGACGCGGUGGCGGCGGCGGACGCGGAGGUGGCGGCGGAUUCAACCGAGGAGGAGGUGGACGUGGUGGCGGCCGUGGAGCCUUCGAUACUGGACCACCGGAGAGAGUAAUCCCCUUGGGCAACUAUGUAUACUCCUGCCAAAAUGACCUUGUGUGCAAAGUUGAUAUUCAGGAUGUUCCGUAUUUCAACGCGCCCAUUUUCCUCGAAAACAAGGAGCAAGUAGGCAAAAUCGACGAAAUCUUUGGUACAGUUCGGGACUACAGCGUGUCCAUCAAGCUGUCGGAGAACGUCUACGCCAACAGCUUCAAGCCAAAUCAGAAACUUUUUAUCGACCCUGGAAAGCUGUUACCGAUCGCCAGGUUCCUGCCGAAACCCCCACAACCAAAAGGCGCGAAGAAGGCCUUCACAAAUAACCGUGGUGGAGGCGGCGGUGGAUUUGGAGGUCGAGGUGGCGGCCGCGGAGGAGGUGGUCGCGGUGGUGGCGGCGGACGAGGUGGAGGCGGUUUCCGAGGAGGAGCUGGUCGCAAUGGUGGAGGAGGAGGUGGCGGCGGCGGAGGCGGUUUUAACAGAGGAAGAGGAGGCGGCGGUGGUGGUCGGGGUCGGUGGUAGUUUUCAGUAUCAGAUCCUUAUCAAAACAUUUAAAGUGUACAAUGACAUUGUUGUACAUGUCCAAAUAGUUUUUAAGCAAAACCUCAUCAUUUGGGUAUUGUUCGCUGACCAACCAAUCGAAUAUUGUACCAUAAAUGAUACUAAAAUAAAUUUCCUAAAAAUUUAC
Drosophila erecta is the source of this 969-nucleotide messenger RNA. RefSeq names its product probable H/ACA ribonucleoprotein complex subunit 1 (gene Gar1). Gene Ontology annotation, cellular component: box H/ACA snoRNP complex. Bases 102 to 803 code for a protein of 233 amino acids. The transcript is spliced from 3 exons. NCBI's taxonomy places the organism in Eukaryota, Metazoa, Arthropoda, Insecta, Diptera, Drosophilidae. Gene Ontology annotation, molecular function: box H/ACA snoRNA binding. Gene Ontology annotation, biological process: ribosome biogenesis; snoRNA guided rRNA pseudouridine synthesis. The record is from RefSeq and is a predicted model, not a curated record.